Chrysoperla carnea is the source of this 2368-nucleotide messenger RNA. Its product is annotated as probable G-protein coupled receptor CG31760. Gene Ontology annotation, biological process: G protein-coupled receptor signaling pathway. Gene Ontology annotation, cellular component: membrane. The coding region runs from base 78 to 2252 and encodes 724 amino acids. The transcript is spliced from 15 exons. The record is from RefSeq and is a predicted model, not a curated record. Gene Ontology annotation, molecular function: G protein-coupled receptor activity. NCBI's taxonomy places the organism in Eukaryota, Metazoa, Arthropoda, Insecta, Neuroptera, Chrysopidae.
UUUUUCAGAUAUGAAAAUCCAACAUUGGAAAUGUUUUCAACUAUAACCUUGACUGUAAUCCCUGAUAACGAUGCGGAAUGGGCUUAAUUAUUUUGAUCAAGAAGUUGGUGAUUCUGAUUGUAACAUGUUGCAUAUCAAAAGUAAAUGGAAACAUGACACAGGGCAAUGGAGGACAUUCAUUUCACAACACAGAAAAUGUAGUUAAUGAUAAUAUUGAAUAUGCUCUGCAAUUAAUAAACGAUAUUAGCAUAGAAAGUCGUGGUACAUUAUGUGUAACAGAACAGUAUCGCACGUUACCUGUUCCUAUUAAAGGUAUCCGUUCAGAACCAGCACGUCAACGAGCCGACAUGGCAGCAUUAUUAUUAUUAGACAUGGGAUUAUCACAUCAUGGAAGUUUACAAGAUGCGGUUGCAAGAAAUUUAUUACUAGCAGAUGCAACAAUCAUAUCUGCACGAGUUUUAGCUUUAAAUUCAUCAAAUGGCUUAUUAAAUUCUUGUUCAUGGUGGGUACGUACUGGUUUAGAAGGCCCACGCAAAUUAAUGGAAGGUAUUCCUAAAAUUGGUUCAUUACCUGAUUCAUCAUAUCCAUGGUAUGAAGAUCCCUUAACCAGUCCCAGUUUAAAAUCAUCAAAAUUUAUGUUAAAUCCAUCGAAUGUAUCAUUUAAAGGCUGGUGGACGUAUCCAUAUUAUUCAUGUGCACGAAGUGGAUGGGUUAUGUCUUAUAGUGUGCCAAUUAUUCCUGUACAUCGCCCAGGUAUUAAAGGAUUUUUAAGUAUUGAUAUUGAAAUAUCGAAUUUAGAAAUAAAUCAAUGCGAUUACAAUCCAGAAACAUCAAUAUCCAAUCAAAUCUAUGCAUUUUAUGGUACACACAAGUGUCACAAUACCACCACACAAUGUGUAUAUCGUGGUUGGAAUAAUCCCUUAACAUCUAGUCCAAGUAAAGGAUGGGUACGUGGAAAUUAUCAAUGCAAAUGUCGACGUGGAUUUUAUUCACCGCGUCAUAAUGGAGUAUUCAAUGGCACUCUUGUUGAAGUUGCUUGGCAUGAAUAUCAAGAAAAUUCAAGCAGUCUUUGGGAAGAAGUAUUUCGUUGCAAAAAAUGCGCUCCAGGUUGUUCUGAAUGCAUUGAUCUGUCACCAUGUUUGGCAACUUACAACUGGCCAUUUAGAAUUUCAUUACUGAGUGUAUCAGUGACAUGCGCCGUAGGAUCUGUAGUAUUGGUUAUUUAUAUGUUGCGACAUAGAAAAUUAAAAGUGUUUAAAGUUGCUAGUCCAACAUUUUUAGCAAUCACAUUACUUGGAUGUGCAACAAUGUACUUGGAGAUGGCUGCCAUAUUUCCAGUAUUAGACAUGUACUCUUGUAUUGCAACAAAAUGGUCACGACAUCUUGGAUUUUGUGUUACUUAUACUGCUUUAUUAAUGAAAACUUGGAGGGUAUCAUUAACAUAUCGUGUAAAAUCAGCGCACAAAGUAAAAUUAACAGAUAAACAAUUGUUACAAUGGAUGAUACCAAUAUUACUUGUUAUGUUAAUAUAUUUAAGUACAUGGACGUUGAGUGCAACACCUACUGCAGAGGAUAUAACCGAUGUAAAAGGUUUAAAAUUUAAACAAUGCACAUAUAAUUGGUGGGAUCAUAGUUUAGCUAUUGGCGAAGUAUUCUUUUUGGCAUGGGGUGUACGCGUAUGUUAUAAUGUACGUAAUGCAGAAUCAUUGUAUAAUGAAGCUCGAUUAAUAAGUUAUGCUAUUUAUAAUAUUUCACUUGUUAAUAUUGCCAUGGUGGCAUUUCACUUAUUUAUAUUCCCACAAGCUGGUCCCGAUAUUAAAUAUUUGUUAGGAUUUAUUAGAACACAAUUAUCAACAUCUGUUACAAUUGCCUUAGUAUUUGGUCCUAAGGUUCUGCGAGUAAUUCGAGGGCAAGGUGACCAAUGGGAUAAUAGAGCAAGAUCCCGUGGUGUAACCGCCUCAUUUUCUUUGAACGGUAUUGGUCUUGUACCAGAAGAGACACCAGAUUUAUAUCAAGAAAAUGAAGAACUUAAGGAAGAAAUACAAAAAUUAGCAGCACAAAUUGAAUUUAUGAAAAUUGUUCAUAUGGAAAUGAAUAAUCGUCAUUUAAAACCAAAAUCUGGGGGUUAUUUUAGUGCUGCAAAUGUUCCAGUUAGUUUACAAUCACCGGUAUCGCGAUCAACAACCGGCGGUUUAUUAUUAGCACAUCGUGGCAUAAAUGAAAAUGACACAACAAUGGUGGAUCGUGUGUGACCAUCGAUUGGUAGUGAAGAGUCAUGGUUAUGGAGAAGUGCAAUCAAACGCAUACAAGUACCAGAUAUUCGAAGUCCUGUAUUUGUUUGAAUAUUUUUGAAAUUAUAAUAAUUAUA